CCCUCUGCCACCAUGAGGAACAUCUUCAAGAGGAACCAGGAGCCCAUUGUGGCUCCUGCCACCACCACCGCCACAAUGCCAAUCGGACCCGCAGACAACUCCACUGAGAGUGGGGGUGCUGGGGAGAGCCAGGAAGACAUGUUUGCCAAGCUGAAGGAGAAGUUUUUCAAUGAAAUCAACAAGAUCCCCUUACCACCCUGGGCACUGAUUGCCAUCGCCGUGGUCGCCGGCCUCCUGCUCCUCACCUGCUGCUUCUGCAUCUGCAAGAAGUGCUGCUGCAAGAAGAAGAAGAACAAGAAAGAGAAGGGCAAAGGCAUGAAGAAUGCCAUGAACAUGAAGGACAUGAAAGGGGUGGGACCUGUGCUGGGGGAUCUCCCACAGGAUGAUGAUGAUGCAGAGACAGGCCUGACUGAGGGAGAAGGUGAAGGAGAGGAGGAGAAAGAGCCAGAAAACCUGGGCAAGCUGCAGUUUUCCCUGGACUAUGAUUUUCAGGCCAAUCAGCUUACGGUGGGUGUGCUACAGGCUGCGGAACUGCCUGCCCUGGACAUGGGAGGCACCUCAGACCCUUACGUCAAAGUCUUCCUCCUUCCAGACAAGAAGAAGAAAUAUGAGACCAAAGUCCAUCGGAAGACACUGAACCCUGCCUUCAAUGAAACCUUCACCUUCAAGGUGCCAUACCAGGAGCUGGGGGGCAAAACUCUGGUGAUGGCUAUCUACGACUUUGACCGCUUCUCCAAACAUGACAUCAUUGGAGAGGUAAAGGUGCCUAUGAACACGGUGGACCUCGGCCAGCCCAUUGAGGAGUGGAGAGACCUGCAAGGCGGGGAGAAGGAGGAGCCAGAGAAGCUGGGUGACAUCUGUACCUCCCUGCGCUACGUGCCCACAGCUGGGAAGCUCACUGUCUGCAUUCUGGAGGCCAAGAACCUCAAGAAGAUGGACGUGGGUGGCCUUUCAGACCCCUAUGUGAAGAUCCACCUGAUGCAGAAUGGCAAGAGGCUCAAAAAGAAGAAGACAACUGUGAAGAAGAAGACCCUGAACCCGUACUUCAAUGAAUCCUUCAGCUUCGAGAUCCCCUUUGAGCAGAUUCAGAAAGUCCAGGUAGUGGUCACCGUGCUGGACUAUGACAAGCUGGGCAAGAACGAAGCCAUUGGCAAGAUCUUUGUGGGCAGCAAUGCCACCGGCACAGAGCUGCGGCACUGGUCUGACAUGCUGGCCAACCCUCGGAGGCCCAUUGCCCAGUGGCACUCGCUUAAGCCAGAGGAGGAGGUGGACGCACUCCUGGGCAAGAACAAGUAGACAGCAGUGGCUGGGACCCCACACCCUUCACGGACACUGACAAGAUCCAGAGCUAUCAAUACCUCAGUUAUGCGACCUUAGAGGUUCCUUUCAUUUGUCUGUGAUGGUGUCCUUGAUUUCCUUCUUUUUCUCUUUUUAAAGACCAACUUUCCUUUGAUGGCUGUGUGAGGAGAGUCCCCUGAGAGGUGAGAGAGAAGCCUGGCUCGGUCCAUGGUCCCAGGAGCUGCCCUUGCUGCAUACCCUGUCAUGGUUCGCCCUUUCUUUUUCCAGCUUCACAUAAGCCUCACCCUGAGUGAGGCCCUCUACUGGCAGAAAGUUGCAGCACUUCCUGUCUUUUGAGCGUUCUGGACCAACAAAAUGGCAGCACUUCCUGUUUCCCGGGAAGGCAUCACAGUGGCCAAUGAUCGGUUGUGUGUGUGUGUGUGUGUGUGUGUGUGUGUGUGUGUGUGUGUGUGUGUGUGUGUGUGUGUGUGUGUGUGUGUGUGUGUGUGUGUGUUUGAGCAUUACUCUUCAUUCCUGGAAUGAGCCAUGGACAGUGAAGUUGUAUGGGAAAAGAAGGCCCUGCGGGGACCCUAAAAUAAAAAGUCAACCAAGUGGGAGAUCUA
Messenger RNA from Carlito syrichta (Philippine tarsier), 1901 nucleotides. It is a transcript of the gene SYT2, whose product is annotated as synaptotagmin 2. Gene Ontology annotation, cellular component: synaptic vesicle membrane; dense core granule; axon. Lineage: Eukaryota; Metazoa; Chordata; Mammalia; Primates; Tarsiidae. The transcript has 9 exons. The record is from RefSeq and is a predicted model, not a curated record. Gene Ontology annotation, biological process: cellular response to calcium ion; synaptic vesicle endocytosis; calcium ion-regulated exocytosis of neurotransmitter. Gene Ontology annotation, molecular function: calcium-dependent phospholipid binding; syntaxin binding; calcium ion binding. Bases 13 to 1296 code for a protein of 427 amino acids.